Messenger RNA from Umbelopsis ramanniana AG, 2605 nucleotides. RefSeq lists its product as uncharacterized. Lineage: Eukaryota; Fungi; Mucoromycota; Umbelopsidomycetes; Umbelopsidales; Umbelopsidaceae. The coding region runs from base 176 to 2371 and encodes 731 amino acids. The transcript is spliced from 7 exons. The record is from RefSeq and is a predicted model, not a curated record. Gene Ontology annotation, cellular component: membrane.
UUCCAGUUGAAGAAAGGAUGACCAUAAGAUAAGAAAUAGAGGUAAGAAGGCUGGUUCUACCUUAGUUCAAGGCAUUUUAUUCUCUAAAGCUUCCAAAAAGCACUACGCAACAUCAGACUAAGCGUAGAAUUUUCCUCUCAUUCUGUUUGUUCAAGUCCCGCGUUGGGCCCAAAAAAUGACGACCUGCCUGAGCGAAUUAUUUAAGGCAAGUUUCAGGACCUUUCAAACACACCGCUCAUCCUGCCAAGUACAAGGUAUGGAUAACUACCAGCAACCGACCCCAGGCUACUAUGGGCAGCAACCCAAUCCCGGAGACAAUCCGGUGCCGCAAUUCAAUCAGCUCUCCAUCAACACCCAACGACCUAAUCCACAGCAAAUCGACAUGCAACAUCGGCCAAGCCAGGUUGUGUGUGGACCCCUUUUAAGAUACGAAAAGAUAGACUAUGAUCAACGAUUGUGGCGUGGAUCGUGCUUGAUUGUGUCUAAUGACACUAUGCCUCCAACCAUACGAGCGAUUGUGGCCAGCGCAGACGAUUCUACCCCUUCUUCUACGCUUGAUUUCCACGGUACCUGUCUGGACAGCUUCCGAAACCAAUAUCAAUUCUGGCGGUUUCAACUUGAUAUACCCCUCAAGGAAUACCACCAGAUCGUCACCUACACUGCGUCCUGUUUUGACAAGUUAGAUAUCUUCAGCUUUCACCUCAGUGCGAUUCAAGAGUCGAUGCGCUGGGCUUUCCAUUCUUGCAAUGGAUUUUCUGAUAUUAGCCAGGAAUUAAAGGACAAGUUCGGUGAAAAGACCGCUCCAAUGUGGGCGGACCUCUUGGAGCGUCAUGACACCAUGCCAUUUCAUAUAUUAAUCGGUGGAGGUGAUCAGCUGUAUCAGGAUCGAAUGUUGAAAGAGGAGUUUAUGAACCCAUGGUUGGAGGAAAAAGAUCCUAAGAAAAGAUUGGCAAUGCAAUGUUUACCUCCUAUGCGGGAUGGAUUGGAAAACUUUUUCUUCUCCAAUUACGUCAAAUGCUUUGGACAAGAAGGCAGUCCUGUUGUAGCUAGAGCUUUCGCAUCUAUCCCUUCUGUUAAUAUGUGGGAUGAUCAUGAUAUCAUUGAUGGAUAUGGUAGCUAUCCAGCUGAUAUGCAACAAGCAGAAGUGUUCCAAGUUUUAUUUGCCAAUGCCAGUCGGUUCUAUUACCUUUUCCAGCAACAUACAACAGCUAAACUGGCACCUCAAUUUGGUAUGAUCCCCGGUUCUAAACCGAGUGCCAAUAGCAUUGUCACUACAUUGGGUCCAGAUGUAGCAGUUUUAAGCUUAGACUGCAGAGGAGAGCGCACAAAGUAUGAUAUCUGUAACCCAUUAACCUACGAUCGGAUUUUCAAGGCACUAUACGAUCUACCUUUUACCGUCAAGCACCUGGUUCUUGUGACUGGUGUUCCGUUGAUCUAUCCUAGACUGACCUUGUUCGAAAAGGCUAUGGAAGGUGCUGCUGGGUUCAACAUGGCCCAGCUGGUGGGAAAAACAGGUGCUCUGGGUGAACUCAUCAGCGGUCAACUGAACAAAUGGAAUGGAGAUCCUGAGCUUUUGGAUGAUAUGAAUGAUCACUGGACCGCUGGUUGCCAUGAAGUGGAAAGGAAAAAGCUUAUUUCGCGGCUUCAAAGAUAUGCCAGAGAUUGUUCAGUUCGAGUGUCCUUCAUUGCUGGCGAUGUUCACUGCUGUGCAGCGGGCAAACUAUACUCUAAAGACAUGCGACUCAAGGAAGAAGGAGAUCCUCAUCUCAUGUUCCAAAUCGUUUCUAGUGCUAUUGUAAAUAUUCCUCCACCACAAGCAUUAUUGGCCAUUCUGAACCAGAACUCGUCGCCCAUCUCCUUUAAUGGCAACACAGAGGAGAAAAUGUUUAAUAUCUUUAAACGAUCGCCUAAUGGCAACAAACGACAAAAGAAUACAAAGUUGAUGGGUAUGCGGAAUUACUGUGCAGCCUACUAUGAUCCAGCUACUGGCAAGAUGAAUUUCUGGAUUCAAGCUGAAGUCAGAGUUGGCGUCAAGGGCACGAUGGGAUAUUUAUUGGAUGUUCCCAAGCUCGUGUUUGGGCCCAGAGGAGGUCUUAUCCAUCAUCUGGCCCAAACUGCUCCUGUUUUACCACUAUCUCCAUCGGCAGUCCGAGACCCGUCUGCAAAUAAUAACCCUCUCCCGCCACCACCUAAGGAUAGACCUGCCCCUCCACCUCCAAUGCCACCUCGACCCGACUCCAAUUACUCUCCUAGCUAUCCUCCAUCCAUCAAUAAUGCCAAUAGCCCAUCUCGUCCAGUUGGUGGGUUUGCCUUGCCCUCAUCACAGCCAUCCAAUUUCGGAGGAGGUUUCGUUCGACCACCUGGUUACUGAGUAUAGUAAAGUGGACAGAAUGGUGUGGGAGGUUAUAGUUAAUAAACAAUUAUUUGGGCAGAGUAGCAAAAAUUACAAGGGAAAAAAAAAACAAGAGAGAGAGGGGAAACUCUUACAAUGCAAGCAUGCUGGCGCAUCGGGUAUGACUAUAAAAGAAUAAGCGGAAAGAUCAGAGUGUGCUGGUUUGACCUGUCCUCCUGCAGAUAUAUGUGCAUGGGAAACUCGACCCUUGUC